Messenger RNA from Lolium rigidum, 1445 nucleotides. Its product is annotated as mitogen-activated protein kinase kinase kinase 17-like. Lineage: Eukaryota; Viridiplantae; Streptophyta; Magnoliopsida; Poales; Poaceae. The coding region runs from base 72 to 1445 and encodes 457 amino acids. Gene Ontology annotation, biological process: protein phosphorylation. Gene Ontology annotation, molecular function: ATP binding; protein kinase activity. The transcript has a single exon. The record is from RefSeq and is a predicted model, not a curated record.
UCCGAGCGACCACCAAAUUCGAAACGCUCUCCUGCCUGCCUGCAGCAAUCUCCGAGAGAGAAAGAAAAGAAAUGGAUGCUACAGCGGUCAGCGGCAGCUGGACACGCGUCCGCACGCUGGGCCGCGGGGCGUCCGGCGCCGUGGUGUCGCUCGCCGCCGACGACCGCUCGGGCGCGCUCUUCGCCGUCAAGUCGGCCCGCGCGUCCAGUCCAAAGGAGCAGCUCCGCCGCGAGGGCACCAUCCUGUCCGCCCUCUGCUCGCCGCACGUCCUCCCCUGCCUCGGCUUCCGCGCCUUAGAAGACGAGUGCCAGCUGUUCCUCGAGUUCGCCCCCGGCGGCACGCUGGCCGACGUCGCCGAGCGGCGCGGUGGCCGGCUCGAGGAGCGCACCGUCCGGGCGUACGCCGCGGACGUGGCCCGAGGGCUGGCGUACCUCCACGGGCGGUCGGUCGUGCACGGGGACAUCAAGUCGAGGAACGUCGUGGUCGGCGCCGACGGGCGGGCCAAGAUCGCCGACUUCGGGUGCGCGAGGACCGUGGGGUCCGGCCAACCGAUCGCGGGCACGCCGGCGUUCAUGGCGCCCGAGGUGGCGCGCGGGGAGGAGCAGGGCCCCGCCGCCGACGUCUGGGCGCUCGGCUGCACGGUCGUCGAGAUGGCCACCGGCCGCGCCCCGUGGGGCGACAUGGACGAGGUCCUCGCGGCGUUGCACCGGAUCGGGUACACGGACGCCGUGCCGGAGGUCCCGGCCUGCCUGUCGGCCGAGGCGAAGUGUUUUCUUUCCAUGUGCUUCGCGAGAGACCCCCGCGAUCGGUGCACGGCGGCGCAGCUGCUGGAGCACCCGUUCCUCGCGUCGGCCGGCUGCGGCGCGAAGCCCGACGAGGAGCUGGCGGUGGCGGGCAAAUGGGUGUCCCCCAAGAGCACGCUGGAUGCCGCGCUCUGGGAGUUGUCCGACUCCGACGCCGACGAAGAAGAGGACGUUUCAGAGAGCCCCGCCGAGAGGAUCAAGGCAUUGGCGUCCUCGUCCUUUCCGGACUGGGACUCGGACGAAGGCUGGAUCGACGUGCUCGGCGAGAGCUCCGAAACCAGCGACGCCGCCACGGCGGACAAGGUUCCCGAGGACGAGAUCGUUCCGGCUGAUGAAACGGUGGCGGAUUUCCCCGAUGCAUACGUGGAGGAUGCUGGUCGCAUGCCUACAGUAGGAUCAACGGCUGCUCGGUUAGCUGAGCAGCAAAAAGAGCUCUGUUCGGGUCUCCCACCUGUAUUUGCUGUCACUACCUUUUGUGAUGAAAGUGAAAUAACAGAAUCUCUAUUGCGUCAGAUUAUUAUCCUCGAGUCGAUUCAAUUCCUUGCGGUCGCGUUUAGUUUAGUUCCUCCGAAUCGGUGUGGCGUGACGCCUCCAGACACGCCACUCAUAUGGAGAUAUGCACGAACCACUGAUCAUCACUGA